AAGUCCAUAUAUAAAUAUUUUAUUUUACAUUUCAUACACGACGGAGAAACAGAUAAUUUCUUCUUCUUCUUCUUCUCUUGUUCAACAACAUGAAUUGUGUGACACAGCUUGAAACAGAUGACUCUGAUUUUGUUGAAGUUGAUCCAACCGGUAGAUAUGGCAGAUACCAUGAAAUUCUUGGCAAAGGAGCUUCCAAAACAGUAUAUAGAGCAUUUGAUGAGUAUCAAGGGAUUGAAGUUGCUUGGAAUCAAAUCAAACUAUAUGAUUUCCUACAAAACCCCGAAGAUCUCGAGAGGCUUUACUGCGAAAUUCAUCUCCUCAAGACGUUGAAGCACAAAAACAUUAUGAAAUUUUAUACUUCUUGGGUUGAUACUGCAAAUAGGAAUAUCAACUUUGUCACUGAAUUGUUUACUUCUGGUACUCUUAGACAGUAUAGGCUAAAGCACAAGAGGGUUAAUAUUAGAGCAGUGAAGCAUUGGUGUAGACAGAUCCUGCAAGGACUUCAUUAUCUUCAUAGCCACGACCCACCUGUGAUCCAUAGAGAUCUUAAAUGUGAUAAUAUUUUCAUUAAUGGAAAUCAAGGGGAAGUGAAGAUUGGGGAUCUUGGUUUGGCAGCAAUUCUCCGGAAAUCACAUGCUGCUCAUUGUGUAGGAACACCCGAAUUCAUGGCACCAGAAGUAUAUGAAGAGGAAUAUAAUGAAUUAGUUGACAUAUAUUCCUUUGGUAUGUGCGUAUUAGAAAUGGUCACAUUUGAGUAUCCUUAUAGUGAAUGCAGCCAUCCAGCACAGAUCUACAAGAAAGUUUCUUCUGGGAAAAAACCAGAUGCUUUGUAUAAAGUGAAGGAUCCAGAAGUGCGAGAGUUCGUUGAGAAAUGUCUUGCAACUGCGUCUCUAAGGCUGUCUGCAAGGGAGCUUCUAGAUGAUCCUUUUCUUCGAAUUGAUGAUGACGAAUAUGAUUUGGGGUCGGUAGAUGUUGGAGAGUUUGGUGACUUGGGUCCUCUCGUUAGUCAGUCAUUCUUUUCAAUUGACCGCAGCUAUAGUAACAUAAGUACUGAAUACUCCAAUGGUUUUGGGUAUGAAGUAGAUUGGUAUUCUCAGCCAACCGAGAUUGAACAUGGAAUUGAACUUUUUGAGUGCCAUGACGAUGAACCCUCCAAAGAUGUUGACAUAAGCAUCAAAGGCAAGAGGAAAGACGACGGUGGUAUCUUUUUGAGACUAAGAAUUGCAGACAAAGAAGAUCAUAUCCGAAACAUUUAUUUCCCAUUUGACAUAGAGUUGGACACAGCAUUAAGCGUAGCGACUGAAAUGGUUGCGGAACUCGACAUUACAGAUCAGGAUGUUACCAGUAUAGCCCAUAUGAUAGAUGGAGAAAUUGCUUCUUUGGUACCUGAAUGGAGGCCAGGACCAGGAAUUGAUGAAACCAUCAACUAUUCAAAUCAAAGUUUCUGUGACAAUUGUGUGUCUAAUCAUACUACAGAUACAGAUUCUCUUUUACGUAAUCAAAGUGCAAAAAACUUGCACCUUCUUCAAUGCUGCAUGCACGGAUGUGCUUCAAUGCACGGCCGGUUCGAGGAGAUUACAUUCCAAUCGGAGGACUAUGACGACAUCCAUGUUAGCGAGGAUGCACCUAACAUAUCAAGCAAAUCAGAUUUCUUGCAGUAUCAGGAAUCAUGGAAUCAGCACGAAAGCCGUGAACUGAGUCCUGUAGAGUCUACUCGAAGCCAUUCUGACGAACAAUAUGAACUAUUAGAUAAAUCAUUUCUGAUUGAAGAUAAAAGAGAGGGUAUUCGGGAAAACAGUUUCGCACCCAACGCAGGAAACUCCUUGAAAGAUUUAUCAGGAAACCAUUAUUUAUCUACUAUUGGUUCGCUAUAUUGUGGAGUUGAGAAUGAUUACGAGAAAGAGAUCCAACAUGAGUUGAGAUGGCUGAAAGCAAAAUAUCAAAUGGAAUUGUGGGAACUUAAGGAUAAACAGUUGGGUGUAGAAGCUAAAUCUCCACAUAUUGAGCACAAAACACCACCAGAAACCGAAACAGUGAACGGAUUCGAUAAUGGGAUUCAUUUCCAUAAUUACAAGGAUUGUGAUUCCAGUUACAAUUCUCGAGAACAGAAGAGCCAUCCCAAUCUUGACACCCGAAGGGUCCAAAAUUGCGGUGUGAUAUGUUCUAAGGAAGAAGAUAUGGCUACUGCAAAGAGUUUUUACACAAGGUUGUUUCUUCCAGACACUCUACACAGGACUAUUUCCCUUCCUGUUGAUGCUGUGGAUGUAUAAUAUAUAUAUACAAUACAAUGUGAUGCACUUAUUGAAUUCUUUUGUAGAUCAUGUAUAUGUAUAUACAAAACAUAUCACCCUUAGAGUGUAUAUAAAUUCAGCAUGCCACCUUUUGUUUUUGA
This is a messenger RNA of Medicago truncatula (barrel medic), 2392 nucleotides long. Its product is annotated as probable serine/threonine-protein kinase WNK9. The transcript is spliced from 7 exons. Lineage: Eukaryota; Viridiplantae; Streptophyta; Magnoliopsida; Fabales; Fabaceae. Bases 90 to 2270 code for a protein of 726 amino acids. Gene Ontology annotation, biological process: protein phosphorylation. Gene Ontology annotation, molecular function: protein serine/threonine kinase activity; ATP binding. The record is from RefSeq and is a predicted model, not a curated record.